This is a messenger RNA of Perca fluviatilis (European perch), 5578 nucleotides long. It is a transcript of the gene prkg2, whose product is annotated as protein kinase cGMP-dependent 2. Lineage: Eukaryota; Metazoa; Chordata; Actinopteri; Perciformes; Percidae. Bases 146 to 2488 code for a protein of 780 amino acids. Gene Ontology annotation, biological process: protein phosphorylation. Gene Ontology annotation, molecular function: cGMP-dependent protein kinase activity; ATP binding. The record is from RefSeq and is a predicted model, not a curated record. The transcript is spliced from 19 exons.
GAUAAGAGGGAGGAGAGGAUGCGACCAGUGUUGUAGAUGGACCGUUUCUCUAUACGGAUGCUCGAAUGUGCGAACACAUCAUUUUUUAAAUUUUAAAUCGUCUCCCCGGCUCGUUUGAAGACUGCGAACUAAAUCAGGUGACAAGAUGGGGAAUGGUUCGAUGAAAUCAAAGCGUUACAAACACGCCGACGGCUCUGCUGCCGCGUCCGACAGCCGACCCCACAAAGAUCAGGGGUUCAGAAACUCGCCCCUGGACUCCCUGAGGGUCCGGGUGGAUGAGCUGGAGCGAGAGGGCAAGAGGAGGGAUGAGGAGCUCUGUGCCAAAGAGCUCCAGAUCAAGGCUCUCCAGGAGCAGCUGGCCAAACAGACGCGAGCUCUGGCCGAGCUGAGCGAGGAGCUGCAGAACAAGUGCAUCCAGCUCAACAAGCUGCAGGACGUGAUGAAGAACCAGAGCGGGGCCUCGGCAGGUCUGGCGUCACGGCCCCCUUCCAUCAGAGUUGCCAGCAGGGGCAGCCCCAACCUCAGCGUUCGCAUCAAGGAAACCCUCAACAGAAGGAAAGGGGCCAAAGCCGGGGUGUCGGCCGAACCCACAUCCAGGACCUACGACUCCAGCAGCCUGCCAAAGUUCUCUUUCGAGAAGGCCCGGGUACCAAAGGAUGCAAGUGUAAAGAAGCUGCUGACAGACUCCCUGAACAAGAACCAGUACCUGAAGAGGCUUGAGCUGCAGCAGGUCAAAGACAUGGUGGAGUGUAUGUAUGAGCGCACCUACCAGCAGGGAGAGUACGUCAUCAAGCAGGGAGAGCCUGGGAACCAUCUGUUUGUGUUGGCAGAUGGGAAGCUGGAUGUGUUUCAACAUAACAAACUGCUCACAUCGAUAACGGUGUGGACCACAUUUGGAGAAUUAGCCAUUCUGUACAACUGCACACGGACAGCAUCAGUGCGAGUGGUGAACAAAGUGAGGGUGUGGGCUUUGGACCGGGAGGUGUUUCAGAACAUCAUGAGGAGGACGGCUGAGACGCGACAUGAACAGCACCGCAACUUCCUCCGAAGUGUUUCACUCUUGGCUAAUCUGCCAGAAGACAAGCUAAGCAAAAUAGUGGACUGCCUCGAGGUGGAAUACUAUGACAAGGGAGAGCACAUCAUCCGGGAGGGAGAGGAGGGCAGCACCUUCUACAUCAUCGCACAGGGAAAGGUGAAGGUGACCCAGACCACCGAGGCCCACAAGCUGCCGCAGAUCAUCAACACGCUGCAGAAGGGAGAGUACUUUGGAGAGAAAGCCCUUAUAAGUGAUGAUGUCAGGUCAGCUAAUAUCAUCGCCGAAGAGGACGGGGUGGAGUGCCUCGUCAUCGAUAGAGAGACAUUUGAUCAGACAGUGGGCACAUUCAAUGAGCUGCAGAGGUACCUCCAAGGCUACGUGGCAACACUUGAUCGUGACGACAAGAAGAGACAUGCCAGGAGGUCCGUAUCGCGCCACCAGAGCCAGCCGCUUUCACCAGACGUCAUCCAGUUGAAGGACCGGGUGGCCGUGUUUCCUCAGUCCAGGCCCUUCGACCACCUGGAGCUCGUCGCUACUCUCGGGGUCGGCGGCUUUGGACGAGUAGAACUGGUGAAGGUGCAGAACGAAGACGUCACCUUUGCCCUGAAAGUCAUCAAGAAGAAGCACGUCGUAGACAACAGGCAGGAGGAGCACAUCCACUCGGAGAGGAAGAUCCUCGCCGAGGCGCGCUCGCCGUUCGUCGUCAAACUGUAUCGCACAUUUAAGGAUAACAAGUAUGUGUACAUGCUGCUGGAGGCCUGUCUGGGUGGAGAGAUUUGGAGUCUGCUCAGAGACAGGGGGAGUUUUGAUGAGCCUACUGCCAAAUUCUGCGUUGGUUGCGUCACAGAGGCUUUCGAUUACCUCCAUCGCAAGGGUGUCCUCUACAGAGACCUGAAGCCAGAGAAUCUCAUGCUUGAUACCGAGGGAUACAUCAAACUGGUUGACUUUGGUUUUGCCAAGAAGAUCAGGUGUGGCCAAAAGACCUGGACCUUCUGCGGGACACCGGAGUACGUGGCCCCUGAGAUCAUCCUCAACAAAGGCCACAACUUCAGUGUAGACUUCUGGGCUCUGGGCAUCCUGGUGUUUGAGCUCCUUACUGGCAGUCCUCCGUUCUCAGGGAGUGACCAGAUGAUGACCUACACUUUCAUCUUGAAAGGAAUCGAGAAGAUGGACUUCCCCAAGAAGAUCACAAAGAGGCCCGAGGAUCUCAUACGCAAACUGUGCAGGCGGAAUCCCUCAGAGCGACUAGGCAACCUCAAAAAUGGAAUUACUGAUAUCAAGAAGCACAGGUGGUUUAACGGCUUCAACUGGGAGGGACUGAAGGCGAGGACUUUACCAUCUCCACUGAAAAGAGAACUUACAGGACCGACAGAUCACAGCUAUUUCGACAGCUACCCUCCAGAUGAGGACAGUCCUCCUGAAGAGCUGUCUGGUUGGGAUAUGGACUUUUGAGACCUAUUGCUGCAUCUUUCCAUUGUUGUCUUUUCUUUGCACACCCUAACCAAAGCUUGAUGGGCAAAGGCCACCUUACAUCAACUCCGGGCAACAUGGUGGAGGACCUCAGGUUCUGGGCAACAGUAGCUGCAGUUAGCGGGUUACUUUCUGAACUAAAGAUCGGUCGUCUCAACACAAAUAAACAGUUAUAGGCAAAUUCUCCUUGAGAAAGUUUGACUGUGAAACAGUUUGUAAUGUAAAAAUCGCUGUCCUUUUGGUUAGUAUAUCUGACUGUCACUCAAGCUAAUCUAGUACAAUAUAGUGCUAAUAGUGAUACAGUAGUAGUGGCAUGUUAGCAUAGCAAGCUAGAAUCUGUAAUACUGUAAAGGUAAAGAGGUUCUCCACAAUCUGCUGCUGCGAAAUGUUGCAGUGGCUGCUGCUGCUUGUUGCAGUGGAUAAACACUCACCUAAACCGAAAACACAGCUGGCAGUGUAAGUGGGUGGGAAGCCAUUGAGGAAUCAAGUCAUUGGAUGGUUGGGAUUACUUUGGAGUUGGGUAACGAGAAUCAGCUCUGCUUUGUAACCAGUUCAAAAAUUCUAGCAACCUAGAAUUCAUGAAGGAACAUGCUUUUUCAUUCAGCUAUUUGGAUCCCAACAAUAACGUUUCAAUGGCAAAGUUUGGCCUUAAUGCGCUUCAGUGUACAGUUCCAGUUAAGGCUCAUGUACAGUGUUUACAAAAUGGCAGACCGGAACUAGCGCUAAAAAGUGUUAAGUGCACAAAAGAAAACAGUGAGAACAAGUAAAAAGGCCCAUGUUAUACAAGUUAAAUCACUGAUGAGGGAGUAGUAACGUUAACAACAUACUGUACCAACCACAUUUUGUUUUGUUAUCUCUGCUGAAGUUUCUAAGUUGGUAGAGUAAUUAAUUACAGCUUUAGCUUUUCUAAGCUUCAUCUCCUACUGCUUUGGGGAGUAAGUCUUGAAACAGACCAGUGUCCUGUGUCACAGUAUUACUGUUUUAACAGUCCUUAAUCAAUCUACGGCCAUUUAAUAAUCUUUCACAGAUACCUAAAAAAUAUAGUUUUCAGACACUUUUUUCUAGGCCCUCAUGAUGGUUCCAGAUGUGGUUGGCGGGGAAAUUUGUGAUACAGCUGCAAAGUCUUUAUUUCUUACAGCUGAGAGAAUUUGUGAUUACAUUGGCAGUUUUUUUUUACGACUGUUGAGGAAUGGAGGUGUGUGGUGAGGAGAUCAUGUGUGGAGAUGACACUGUAACUUGAGAACAAACAGACUCGGGAGAAGAGAUUCUACUUAACUGCUUAGACGGCAACAUUUGUGCUAAGAAGCAUCAAGAGUUCCUUGUGCCAACAGUGUUAUCCUCACAGUCCCUCCACUGCCCAAACUAGACACACAUAAAAGCAUGAACACCUUCCACACUUAAGUUCUAGAGUGUGAGCAUCGCGGAGCAGGGUGCCUAACCUGAAGAAAUAUUUACCUUUUUGAAGCUGAGUCAACUCUGCGGUCCCCAGCUUCUUAAGAAGAAUGGCAGUUCUGCUCGGUCUGAGGCGUUGAUGAUGUGAUGAGGAGCAGCAAACAAGUUUACCUUGGGGGAUUUUCAGGAACUUAGGGUUAAAAAUGUAUGUAUUUUCCAUUUUCAAACACUUGAGGUUUACAGUAAAUCGACUGUGUACCAUGUGUCUAUGUAUAUACUGAAUACUGUAAAGCACAAGCAUAAAAAAUACACAAUUUAUACAAUCCAAGCUACAUGUUCCUUUAUGUAAACCUUAAAAACUGGGUAAGUGAAUCUUGUAAAUAUCACAUAUAUAUAUGUAUACAUUGACUGGUGAAUGUGUGUGGACAGUAUGUACAGUGUGUGAUGUUGUUGGUGUAUGGAAGCAUCUGAAAUUCCUGGAAAAGCUGUGGCCUUAAGAUAAUGACUACUGAUUUCAGGAUACAGCUGUGUUUGUUAAUUAUUGUUUUUUUAAUUUGACAUUUUGUAAUUGAAUGAAAUAGUUUUCUUAAAUUGGUCAACUCAAAUUUUAUUUUAUGCCACAAUAGAUUAUUAUUUUAUUUUCUUACCAAUAUGUGCAGACCUUUUUUUAGUGGAGACAUUUUGACUUGUCAAACACAGGGGUAUGUAAAGACAUUAGUGAUAGCUGCAUUUCAUUUUGUUCAGUGCCAGGCCUGAUAAUCAAACUAAAUUCAACUUCAAACGAACAUACUGACAUCAUGUUCAUGUUUGCCAAUUUCUGUUGGCAAGUUAUGUUUUGUUUUGCUGUAACCAAACAGUAUCAAGUGAUGUAAAAGUUCACAACAAAACCAAAAGAACUUAAAAUUUAAGAUUUUAAGACAUUACUUCUCCCAGUAGAUGUACAACCUGUCUAGCUGCGUCAAUGUCACCCACACUUUUUACUUUUUGUGACCAUUUUUUGCUGCUAUUUUUCAUGAAUGUAGUUACAUUGCUGUCUAGCUGUAAAAAAUGAUAAAAGGCCACAUUCUUAAUCCUGCCUAACAACUGUACUUGAACUGCUAAAGAAAUCAGGGAUUUGGGCUAGCCACAACCCUGUUUUUAAGCAUGCUGGCUUACAGGACCCUUAAAUAAAACUAUUUCUAAUGUCAUCACACUUGCUUUACUGCAAUGACAAGUCACAAUGUCUGCCACUAGAAUGACCUGUUGCUCAAUUUGUGUGGAUUCAUGACUGAACUGUACCUCAAAAUAAAGUUUUACAAAAACAGAAAUGUCACCAAACUGUAAAAACGGCAACAUGUAUUUAGACCUCAUGUUUGCUGAACAUUGUUAGUGCUAAAAGAUAUCAAAUAUCGAAGCCUAUAUUAAGGCAAGGGGAUAAAACAUAAAAAACUCUAUAGUAUAGUCUAUCUACUUUACAUGAUUUCAAAAGAAUGAAAACACCUCAUUUUUUUUGCACACAAUUUUGGCUGUUGCGAUAUAUACUGUAUUAUCUACAACUGCCUAUGUCAAGACAAAUCCUACAAAAUGUAUAUUGUACGUGUAUAUAAAAUGUAAAUAUUGAUGUUUUUGGGCACUAUAUUAAAGUUAAAGGCAAACAGUUAUACUGCAAAUAAAGACAUACUUCUAAGUUUUGCUAUUAAA